AUUUUAUUUUUUUAUUAAAAAAAUAAAAAGAAAAAUGAACGCUGGAGAUCUACAGCUCCCUCCCGGGUUCCGGUUCCAUCCAACGGACGAGGAGCUCGUUAUGCACUACCUCUGCCGGAGGUGCGCCAGCAUGCCAAUCUCCGUCCCAAUCAUUGCCGAGAUCGACCUCUACAAAUACGACCCUUGGGAUCUCCCUGGAAUGGCAGUGUACGGGGAGAAAGAAUGGUACUUCUUUUCGCCACGUGAUCGGAAAUAUCCGAACGGUUCGAGGCCGAACCGGGCUGCCGGAAGUGGGUACUGGAAGGCGACCGGAGCCGAUAAACCGAUCGGUUCACCCAGACCGGUUGGGAUCAAGAAAGCGUUGGUCUUUUACACCGGCAAAGCUCCCAAGGGCGAGAAGAGCAACUGGAUCAUGCACGAGUACCGCCUCGCUGACGUCGACCGCUCCGUCCGCCGCAAGAAUAGUUUAAGGUUGGACGAUUGGGUGCUGUGCCGAAUCUACAACAAGAAAGGGGUCGGAGGGAAACAAGGUAACCUCGACCGGAAACCGACCGGACCGAAAACGGUUCUCCAACCGGAGAUGACCGGUUCGGUCGAGCAAAAACCGAUCAUAGCACCGCACGUGCUGGGUGGUACGACCACCGUACCGUAUGUGCCGCAGCCGGUGUCGGAUCUCUUGUACUUAGAUCCGUCGGAGUCGCUGCCGAGGUUGCACGCCGAUUCGAGCUGUUCGGAGCACGUGCUGUCGCCGGAGUUCACGUGCGAACGGGAGGUGGAGAGCCAGCCGAGUUGGCGCAACGAGUGGGAGAAAGCCCUCGACGUUCCACUUAAUCACGGAGAUGCCACUGUUAACGGGUUCCCAAAUUUCGAACCCGCUUUUAAAGAUCCGCUUCAGGAUAUCUUCAUGUACUUUCAGAAGCCGUUUUAGAUGAUAACGGGUUAACGGGUCGGAUUCGGGUUUCGGGUUAGUGGAUGUGAGUGUGGGUCCGGCGAGCUGCUGCUGGGUUGGGUUCGGUGGUGGCGAUGAGACCGGGUUGGGUCAAGUCGGGUUGGGGUUCGGGUGGGAAUUUGUGAAUAUUAUUAUUAAUAGGGUGUAGUUUGGGUGGGUUAGUGGCAACCCGUUAAUGUCACAAAGGCUUUUGUGUAGUGUUGUAGUAAUGUAGUGUAGUGAAAUAUAUAUAUAGAUUUAAUGGAUGGGAUUGAGUGAAAUCA
Messenger RNA from Dioscorea cayenensis subsp. rotundata (Guinea yam), 1212 nucleotides. Its product is annotated as NAC domain-containing protein 2. Gene Ontology annotation, biological process: regulation of DNA-templated transcription. Bases 35 to 928 code for a protein of 297 amino acids. Gene Ontology annotation, molecular function: DNA binding. The transcript has 3 exons. Lineage: Eukaryota; Viridiplantae; Streptophyta; Magnoliopsida; Dioscoreales; Dioscoreaceae. The record is from RefSeq and is a predicted model, not a curated record.